Molecule: messenger RNA, 766 nt
Organism: Oreochromis aureus
Lineage: Eukaryota; Metazoa; Chordata; Actinopteri; Cichliformes; Cichlidae
Exons: 5
Coding region: 264-701 (145 amino acids)
Molecular function (GO): cysteine-type endopeptidase inhibitor activity
Source: RefSeq, a predicted model, not a curated record
GUCACAGGCAUUCACUGACGCCACCCUCUCCCUCUUUCACUCUCCUGCCUCACAGUUCUCUCAGUUUCACCCUCUGUUGCUCCAGCAUUCACCAGUAUUCAACUUCUUUAACAAAAAGUGCUCUCUUUGUGGACCUGGACAGACCAAAUCCAGUGGGACAUCUGCAAGUUGGUUGACAAGUAAAUUGUUCUGCUCAUCUGAAGUGUUUUUCUGGAAACCAGUCUUUCUCUUGUGAGGAGCACAGCAGAGGUUGGUGUAUAAAGAUGUCUCUUCCAUUGUCACUGCUGAUAUGCCUAUCAGUUAUCCAGCUGGGCUUGGGAGAUCAGCCCGUGGAGGAAGUCAUCAGAGCCAAAAACAAGCCUCUUCUGGGUAGCUGGGUUAAAAGGAAUCCAGAUUCAGCUGAGGUUCAGGAGGCAGCUCAACAUGCUGUGAAGAUGUUCAAUGAAAAGCUCAAGGGCAAGAAAAUGUUCAAAUUGAUUGAAGUUACUGAUGCUCAGAGUCAGGUGACCAAUGUAAUCAACUACAAGAUUGAUGCAGUCAUGGGAAAACCCAAGUGUUCCAAGUCUGAAAACCAAGACUUGAAGGGCUGCAGUGCUGUGAAAAAGCAUCUGAAGUGCCGCUUUGUGGUGACUUACAACCCCCGCAACAGCAAACACGAGCUGCAGAAACAAAAGUGCAGGAAAAUUAAAGACAAUGUUUAAUUUUUGAACAGCUUUAAUUUGAGUCAAAGGAGUUUGCAAAGAAAAGCGUCUGGACUUCUUUGAGU